Molecule: messenger RNA, 1053 nt
Organism: Dioscorea cayenensis subsp. rotundata (Guinea yam)
Lineage: Eukaryota; Viridiplantae; Streptophyta; Magnoliopsida; Dioscoreales; Dioscoreaceae
Product: TLC domain-containing protein 5-like
Exons: 5
Coding region: 213-899 (228 amino acids)
Cellular component (GO): membrane
Source: RefSeq, a predicted model, not a curated record
CAAUAGUUGAACCACUAACCACCAAGAAAGAUACAAAAUUAAACGUUGGUUAUUUCACUGACAUAUAGACCUGGUUUGUUGGCCAUAUUAAGAGAUGAGAGAAAAGUAGUUGAUAAAACUUUAAGAAUUGAAUACAAAGAGAAAGAAGAGAGAGAGAUAGACAGAGGUUUAUAAAUGAGAAGUUGUUGAAGAGGGAGAUCAAGUAUUGAGAAAUGGAGGAUUAUAUUGUGAGAUGGGUUUUUACUGGUGUGAUUCUAUGGAUAACAUGCUUUCUAGUAAUCAAAAAAGUUUUUCAGGAUCGAUCGUUUGAGUUCUGCAACAGACUUGUGUCUACAAUCCAUGCUUGUCUUGCAGUUUGCUUGGCUUCUCUUUCUGUUCAAGAUUGGGCUUGCCCUGUUUGUCCUCUGGCCUCUCACUCUUCUCCUUUCCAGAUGAAAACAUUGGCAGUGAGUGUUUCAUAUCUGAUAUAUGAUUUGGUUUGCUCUGCUUUGGACAAGAAAGUGAACGUUGAUAAUUCAGUUCAUCACAUUGUGUGCAUAAUUGGCCUUGGUGCAGGCCUUGCAUAUGAAAGAUGUGGUUCAGAGAUGGUGGCUGCACUAUGGAUAACUGAGAUGUCAAGUCCUUUCCUCCAUGCAAGAGAGAUGCUUAAAGAGCUUGGCUACAGAGACACAGACCUCAAUUUAGCAGUUGAUAUUUUGUUUGCAGGGAUCUUUACAUUUGCAAGGAUGUUUGGGGGGCCAUAUCUCAUGUAUGUAACUUGCUCAGCUGAUAACCCACUGAUCAUCAAGGCAAUGGCAGUUGGGUUGCAGUUGGUGAGUGCAUUCUGGUUCUACAAGAUAGUCAGGAUGGUUAAUCAUAAGAUUGGAAGGAGGAUGAUGACACCCAGCAAACAUUCAUGAUUCAUGCACAAGAGAGAUACAAUCACAGCAAUUGUGCUGAUGAUAAAAUUGAACUAAAUUCUCAAUUAUGAAUUAAGACUAACACAUGUAACAUCAUUGAUGGGGUUGAUGAUUCUGUUAUGCCUGCUCAAUUUAGCAAGACUUAUGACUUAUA